AUGGUGGUCAGCAUGGUGACUACGGUGCGAGAAUGGCUAGCUGUUGUCUCAGACACGAUAAAUAGCCAAAACAUCGAAGUUUCUGUAGGAAUGUUUGUACAGAGCUUAAGCAGCAUCAGCGAGCUGGAAAUGCAAUAUACGGUGAACAUCUACUUCCGUCUGUCCUGGAUAGACCCACGCCUAAUCUACAACCAUACAGCUGAGUACUUGAGUGUGGAUGCUUUCUGGAUGACAAAACUCUGGCUGCCUGAUCCCUACUUCAUCAACAGCAAAGAGGAGCAUUUCCACACCGUCACCGUGCCAAAUAUCCUGCUGAGAGUCUACCCUGACGGCAUGAUUAUGUAUAGCCAAAGGUUGAGCCUAACCCUGGCCUGUAACAUGGAGUUAAGUCAGUUUCCCAUGGAUACCCAGGUGUGCGAUAUCCAAAUCAUGAGCUACGCCUUCACGACUGAGGACAUUGUUCUCAAAUGGAUGGACGUGGACAUGAACGAAGACGUGGAACUUCCGGAGUUUGACGUGUCUAAACACAUGGAAAAGGGAGACUGUACCGAGGUGCACGUGACAGGUAAUGUGACAGGUACUUUCAGCUGUUUGAUUGGCAAAUUUACUCUGACAAGGCGCUUGUCCUAUUACAUGGUCCAGACCUACGUCCCCAGCAUACUUAUCGUGGUUCUGUCCUGGGUCAACUUUUGGCUGGAUGCCAACGCUACUCCAGCGCGUGUCUCCUUGGGUCUUCUCUGCGUGCUCACCAUGACAACACAGAAUUCGGGAAUAAUUUCCACUCUCCCAAGGGUCUCUUACGUGAAGUCUAUCGAUGUCUGGUCGUCUGCUUGUCUCGUUUUUGUCUUUGGAGCAUUAGUUGAAUUUGCAUUUGUGAAUGUCCAAAGUCGAAAAAAGGAAGUCCUUGACAGAAAAUUAACGGCUAAGGGACGGGCUCAUCGCUCGAUAAUGACCCUAGCCAGCGCCGCCGUGGACAGAGAUGUAGAGGACCCCGAGAAGGCGUCUCGCUGUUCCCGUCAUGCACUUCUGCUGACCGCUGAGAGAAUCGACUUUGUCUCACGAAUAAUUUUUCCGUUCACUUUCUUAAUUUUUAACCUCAUUUACUGGCAGUAUUAUUUAUAG
Liolophura sinensis is the source of this 1122-nucleotide messenger RNA. Its product is annotated as glycine receptor subunit alpha-2-like. Gene Ontology annotation, cellular component: membrane. Bases 1 to 1122 code for a protein of 373 amino acids. Gene Ontology annotation, molecular function: extracellular ligand-gated monoatomic ion channel activity; transmembrane signaling receptor activity. Lineage: Eukaryota; Metazoa; Mollusca; Polyplacophora; Chitonida; Chitonidae. The record is from RefSeq and is a predicted model, not a curated record. The transcript has 7 exons. Gene Ontology annotation, biological process: monoatomic ion transmembrane transport.